CAAUAAUAACAUUACUAUAAAUGCCAUACAAUUUCAAUAUGAUAUUCAUAGACACAACACAUGUGUGAACAACAUGUGGACAAUUAAAUGACUGUUUAAUCACUGAAUAACCAAUUGAUUGAUUGAAAACAACUUAAGACAAUGAGAUUAUCUUAUAAAUUGGGUAAUGUUUUGGGAUCGGUGUACAGUUCGGGUAAUCUCGAGUUCUUUCCCGAUGGCAACCGAUUAGUCAGUCCUGUUGGCAAUAAGUUCAUUAUCUACGACCUCAAGAGUGGUAAGAGUAACGCAUUGGAUAUACAACUGGAGUAUAACGUGAAGAAUGUAUGCUUAAGUCCAAACGGAUCACUAUUGUUGGCGUCAACUGAUCGGACACAGCUUUAUAUGAUAUCAUUGAUCAGUUCAACGGUUGUUCAGCGAAAAGACUACAAACGAAUUGGUGACACAAUCAAUGACCUUAAGUUUAGUCCCGACGGAAAGUAUUAUACUGUUUGUGGCGCACAUCAAGUGAUGGUAUAUUUAACUCCCGGAUUUGUACUCAAAGGACGCGGACGACAGCUGUCGGCCUUUAAGAUACACAAAAUCAUAAAAUCUUCUUUUACUGAAUCUUCGUGUCUUUCCUGGUCUUUGGACUCAAAGCUAUUGUUGAUUGGAAGCAAAGACUUUGUUAUUAAGAUAUAUCCGAUUGAUAGACAACUCAAGAAUAUUGGUCAAUGCAUAACACUUUCGGGACAUAACGAUCAAAUUGUGUCCACAUUUUUUGCUAAUUGUCAAUCAACUGAACUGAAUAUUUACAGUAUCAGUAAAAAUGGUCAACUCUUUGUUUGGCAAUCAAACUAUGAAUCACUUGAAGAGCUAUCGAAAUCAAAUGAAGAUAAAGGAGUCUUAAGAUAUACCAAACAAAAGAAUUAUUAUAUUAACAAUGAUUUACAAAAGACUUAUUCAAAUCUAAGACUGACUGCAUGUGAAUAUAAUAAGAAAAUGAAAUUACUUGUCGUUGGUUAUAGCAAUGGAUCGUUUCUAUUAUAUGAUAUGCAAGACAUCACUUUAAUUCAUUCACUUGAAUUAUCAAACAGUGGUUCAAUAAGUAGUAUUGCUAUUAAUUCAUCGGGUGAUUGGAUAGCAAUAGGUUCGGCCAUUGGUGAAGGAAACAAGUAUGACAUUGAAAAUGAGUUGACAUCCGAGUCUCAGUUAAUUGUCUGGGAGUGGCAGAGCGAGUCAUUUAUAUUGAAACAAAGCGGAUAUUCAACCGGUGUCACCAAUUUGUGCCAAUCUAUUGCCUAUUCUCCCGAUGCAACACUUAUAGCCAGCGGUGGAACAGAUGGAAAGGUUAAGAUAUGGAAUACAUUCAGUGGUUUUUGUAUUUGUACUUUCAAUGAACAUAAAGGACCCAUUAGUGCACUUGAGUUUAUGCCCGGAAAGAAUGGCAAAGUGCUUAUAUCUGCUUCUUUGGACGGAACUGUCAAAGCAUUUGAUUUGAAUCGAUACCGCAAUUUUCGGACUCUUACCACACCUUCCGAUGCAAAAGCGGCUCAAUUCAUGUGUUUAACUGUUGAUCAAUUGGGCGCAGAUUUUAUUGCUUGCGGUUCUCACAACUUGUUUGAAAUAUUUUUGUGGUCACUUCAAACUGGAAGAAUGCUUGAAUGUCUUUCAGGACAUGAGGCUCCUGUUUCCGGAGUAAAAUUUUCUCCCACUUCUAAUACAUUAGUCUCGUGUUCAUGGGAUCGAACCGUCCGAAUAUGGGAUCUCUUUGAAGGGUCGAAGUGCACCCGAGAAGUGAUUCGGUUAGGAAGCGAUGCUCUGGCACUUGCCUUUAGAGGAGAUGGACACCAGUUUGCUGUUUCUACACUCAAUGGUGAUAUCAAUUUCUUUGAUCCACAAAGUGGAGAUCAAAUGGGAGUCGGAAUUGAAGGAAAGCGUGAUUUAGGAGUUUCUCAUUACGAACGGGAACUCAUUAAAGAUAAGAAUAAAUAUUUUUCUGCUCUUCAUUAUUCAGCCGAUGGAACAUAUGUUAUGGCCGCCGGAAAAUCUAAACACAUUUGCAUAUAUCAUGUGAUGGAGAAGUUAUUAGUUAAGAAAUUGUCUAUUACUUGGAAUUUAUCAAUGGAUGGACUCUUUGAUUACAUUAGUUCGAGAAAAAUAUCUGAAUUUGGUUUUAAUUUAGCUCUUAUUAAGAACAGAAAUCAAGAGAACAGUUUUGCACCCAUUUGUUUGCCCGGAGUUUCUAAAAGCGAUUUUAGCGAUCGUAGUGUUAAUCCCAUAAUAUCUGUCUUUGAUAUAAAAUUUUCUCCAACGAUGAGAACCUUUGCAUUUGCCUCAUCUGAAGGCAUAAUGAUGUACUCAUUAGACAAUGAAAACACUUUCGAUCCCUUCCAACUCGAGACAGACAUUACUCCUUCUUCUUGUCGACAAUUACUUCAACAAAACAAAUACUGUGAGUCACUAAUGCAAUCACUCAAACUCAAUGAACAAAAGUUGGUCGAAGAAGUGAUUGAAAGUGUACCCAUUGAUGACAUUUCAUUCAUUUGUGUCUCACUUCCCAUUAAUUAUGUAAUCAAAUGUCUUCAUUAUAUAGCCAUAGCCGUAGAGUCGACAAAACACAUUGAGUUUUACCUCAAGUGGUCUUUAAAUCUUCUUUACAAUAAUGGAACUGUUCUUAAAACAAGUACUAAUCUCGAGACAUUUGAUCCUACGUUAAGACUCCUUCAAUAUAACCUAAACAGACAUUUCGAUAAUUUAUCUAAAGUUUGUGAACAUAAUAAAUAUUUGAUGAAAUUAAUACAUGUUUUGGCCGCACAUCACAAACCAUCUCAAAAGAAUAUUAUCGAUGACGACAAUGAAAGACAUUUAACAGAUAAUGAAGAACAGGAAGAAUAUGAUUAUAAUUAUAAAGAAGUAGCAAAUGUUGAUACAGAUAGUGAAUAAAUUGAUUAAUUAAUUUAAUAAAUUAUAUUAUC
Molecule: messenger RNA, 2954 nt
Organism: Oppia nitens
Lineage: Eukaryota; Metazoa; Arthropoda; Arachnida; Sarcoptiformes; Oppiidae
Product: periodic tryptophan protein 2 homolog
Exons: 2
Coding region: 142-2922 (926 amino acids)
Biological process (GO): maturation of SSU-rRNA from tricistronic rRNA transcript (SSU-rRNA, 5.8S rRNA, LSU-rRNA); ribosomal small subunit assembly
Cellular component (GO): Pwp2p-containing subcomplex of 90S preribosome; small-subunit processome
Molecular function (GO): protein binding
Source: RefSeq, a predicted model, not a curated record